ACUGAAGCGCGCGCAGAGUGGAGGCGGAGUUUCGACUCGGUUUCUACGGCGACCGGCCGCUUGUAAAUAGCGUGUUCUUCUCCAUGCGAACUCAAACAGUUUCUUGUUGUACGCGGACACACGGCUACAUCUGUCGUCAGAUUCACUCAACACAAACUUCUUUGCGUAUGUGACACAUUUCGAUCUCAGGAAGUUGCGCUUUGUGUACGCUUUUUUUUUAAUCGUGAAGCAAAUAUUUGGAUGAGACAUUGGAAGAUCAACAUCAAGGUGAGACAGUAUCUUAAGUGUGUUCUGCUGGUGUCACAGAGAUGGAGAAGUAUGAGAAGAUCAGCAAGAUUGGUGAAGGCUCGUACGGCGUCGUGUUCAAAUGCAGGAAUAAAGACACCGGACAGAUCGUCGCCAUCAAGAAGUUUGUAGAAUCUGAGGAUGAUCCAAUCAUUAAGAAAAUAGCGCUCAGAGAAAUCCGCAUGCUGAAGCAACUGAAACAUCCAAACCUGGUGAAUCUGAUGGAGGUGUUCAGAAGAAAGAGAAAACUGCACCUGGUGUUUGAGUACUGCGACCACACUGUCCUAAAUGAGCUGGACAGAUACCCACGAGGUGUUCCAGAGCACAUGGUUAAAAGCAUCAUCUGGCAAACACUUCAGGCUGUGAACUUCUGCCACAAACAAAACUGUAUCCACAGAGACGUGAAGCCUGAAAAUAUUCUCAUCACCAAGCAUCAGGUCAUCAAACUCUGCGACUUUGGCUUUGCCAGAAUCCUCACGGGUCCAUGUGAUUAUUACACGGAUUAUGUAGCGACGCGGUGGUACAGAGCUCCAGAACUGUUAGUGGGAGACACACAGUACGGCCCGCCAGUAGACGUCUGGGCAGUGGGGUGUGUGUUUGCAGAGCUGCUCUCUGGCGCCCCCUUAUGGCCGGGCAAAUCUGAUGUAGAUCAGCUGUAUCUGAUUAGGAAAACUCUGGGCGAGUUGAUUCCUCGACACCAGCAGGUGUUCAGCACUAACCAGUUCUUUAGCGGAGUUUGUGUCCCCGAACCACAGGAGACGGAGCCUCUUGAACUGAGGUAUCCAAACCUGUCGUACCAGGCACUGAGCCUCAUGAAGGGUUGUCUGCAAAUGGAUCCGGCUGAAAGGUUGUCCUGUGAGCAGUUACUAGAACAGCCAUACUUUGACAGUUUGAGAGAGGAGAAUGAGAGUGCGACGCGUGAACUGGACCGAAAGCGACGCGUACGCCAGCCACGGAAACACCUGCCUCCUGGGUAUCUGCCUCAGUUGGCCAGCAGUACUGUCUUCCCAGCCGUGGAGAACAGAAAAUACUACAACAACCUGCGCAAAUUCAACUGUCAUCUGCCCAACAUAUGAUGGACGCCGACUCAUCAGGAACCCGAGAACCGAGCGUCCACCUCCCAGCUGGUGUGUGAGAUAGACAAAGGGCUCUGCUCUGCCUGUAGAAGAAUGAUGUCACACUGCCAAAGCAAAGACUCACAGAAGCAUUUCUGUAAUAUGUAAAAUAACAACAGCAAUAAUAAUAGCAUUAAAAUUGGA
Rhinichthys klamathensis goyatoka is the source of this 1544-nucleotide messenger RNA. It is a transcript of the gene cdkl1, whose product is annotated as cyclin dependent kinase like 1 (CDC2 related kinase). The record is from RefSeq and is a predicted model, not a curated record. NCBI's taxonomy places the organism in Eukaryota, Metazoa, Chordata, Actinopteri, Cypriniformes, Leuciscidae. Gene Ontology annotation, molecular function: cyclin-dependent protein serine/threonine kinase activity; ATP binding. The transcript has 10 exons. The coding region runs from base 309 to 1361 and encodes 350 amino acids. Gene Ontology annotation, biological process: protein phosphorylation. Gene Ontology annotation, cellular component: nucleus.